This is a messenger RNA of Dracunculus medinensis (Guinea worm), 1569 nucleotides long. The record is from the annotation of a GenBank genome assembly. Lineage: Eukaryota; Metazoa; Nematoda; Chromadorea; Rhabditida; Dracunculidae.
AUGUCAAGACGAGGAGGUGGAGGUGGUGGCUUUGGAGGUAUUUUUGGUGGAUUCGGGCAAAGUACUGCACGCUUGAUUAAUAAGGAAGAUAUAAAAGUUUCAUUCAAAGACGUGGCAGGAUGUGAAGAAGCGAAAAUUGAAAUCAUGGAAUUUGUUAAUUUUUUGAAAAAUCCGGGCCAGUAUAAGGCAUUAGGGGCGAAGAUCCCAAAGGGGGCCUUGUUGACGGGACCGCCUGGUACUGGUAAAACUUUGCUAGCAAAAGCAACAGCAGGUGAAGCAAAUGUUCCAUUCAUCACUGUGAGUGGUUCGGAAUUUUUAGAAAUGUUUGUUGGUGUAGGUCCAGCUCGUGUUAGAGAUAUGUUCGCAAUGGCAAGAAAGAAUUCACCAUGCAUUCUUUUCAUUGAUGAAAUCGAUGCUGUUGGAAGAAAACGAGGUUUGAAAGGAGCUAGCGGUCAUUCAGAACAGGAAAAUACAUUAAAUCAACUUUUAGUGGAAAUGGAUGGAUUCACAACAGAUGAGUCAUCAGUUAUUGUUGUUGCUGCAACUAAUAGGGUUGACAUACUCGAUACAGCUCUUUUACGACCUGGUCGCUUUGACCGACAAAUUUAUGUUCCUGUUCCUGACAUUAAAGGAAGGGCAUCUAUAUUUCGAGUUCACCUCGCUCCACUGAAAACGUGCCUUGAUAAAUCUGAACUGUCUAGGAAGUUAUCAGCGUUAACGCCUGGAUUUUCAGGUGCAGAUAUCGCCAAUGUUUGUAAUGAAGCGGCACUGAUCGCGGCUCGUGAUGCUGGAAGUGAAAUUACUCUCAAAGAUUUUGAAAGGGCUAUUGAACGAGUUAUAGCAGGUAUGGAAAAAAAAAGCCAGGUUUUGCAACCCGAUGAAAAAAGAACUGUAGCAUAUCAUGAAGCUGGUCAUGCUAUAGCUGGAUGGUUUUUGGAAAAUGCAGAUCCGCUGUUGAAGGUUUCUAUUAUACCCCGAGGGAAGGGUUUAGGCUAUGCUCAAUACUUGCCAAAAGAACAAUUCUUAUAUUCAAAAGAACAACUUCUUGAUCGUAUGUGUGUAACUUUGGGUGGUCGUGUAUCAGAAGAAAUUUUCUUUGGGCGUAUUACUACUGGUGCACAAGAUGAUCUGCAGAAAAUCACGCAGAUGGCAUAUUCUCAGAUUGUUAAAUUUGGCAUGAGUUCGAAAGUUGGUCCUCUUUCAUUUGAUUCGGCUGCACCUGGCGAACUUGUAUUUGACAAACCUUAUUCGGAAGCAACAGCCCAAUUAAUAGAUCAAGAAGUAAGAGAUUUGGUUAACUUUGCCCUAACGCGUACUAGAGAAUUAUUACUAUCAAAACAAACAGAAAUUGAAAAGGUUGCACAGAGGCUGCUCGAAAAAGAAAUUCUUGCACGUGAAGAUUUGGUCGAAAUAUUGGGAAAACGGCCAUUCGCUGAGAAACAUACCUACGAAGAAUUUGUCGAAGGCACUGGUGGUUUGGAUGAGGAUACAUCUUUACCUAAGGGGCUUGAAUCGUGGAACAAAUCGAAGAAUGAAGCACCUGUUACAGAUAGUCCCACCAAUAUCUGA